GAAAGCUCUUGGUGGCGGUUUACCAAUCGGCAAACCCAAAGCAAAGUUUCGUCGAAACGAUUUUGAAUUCCUAAACUCAGGCUCUUCAAGACAGCACGAUGUCAGUGUCAGGUAGAAAGGUUCGUUUUGAAGAAAAACUUCCACCAGUGGCAGGAGGAGGAGGAGCUGCCGGAGGGGCUGGAGGCGAUUCAAGUACAACAGCAGAGAAGAGUUGGAAUCGAACCUUCAGCUCCAACCACACCCUGGAUAGCGACGAGGAGGAUGAUAAGAAAGAGGAGGUUGAUAAGUACGAGCUGAAGGAGGAAGAUGUAGAGGGAGCAGAGGAUGCUACCGUUAUAGCUGAAGGGGGUAUCCGUGUGACUCCCUUCAAUCUAGCGGAGGAGAUGCAAGAGGGACGAUUCGAUGAGCAUGGAAACUACUACGAGAAGAAAGACAAGGAAGUCCGAGACAACUGGCUGGAUAACAUCGACUGGAUGAGAUAUUCGGAGAAAGGAACCGAAGAACGUAUUGGUGACGAUGAGAUCAAUACAGGAAGCCCGGAACCCGAGCCGAGUAGACUCGAAACAAAAAUCUUUGCAGACAUCAUCGGGUUUCUGAAACCUGGGGAAACUAUCACGAAGGCAGUCCGAAGGCUUGGCGGUGGGAAAAAGAAAGGGGUAGCUGUGACGAGAAAAUGGGGUCCCAAGAAGGCCAAGUUGGAGGAGGAAGAAGGGAGUGAGGUGGAUAAGGAAAGCAUGUUGAAACUGACGGGGUUUGUUGACGAACUCGUUGCCAGCGGCAACUAUGAGGCAUAUCAGUACACGUUUGAGAAGAUUACUCAUUUAUUGAAAGAGGCAGGAUCGAGUAAGAAAGAUGAGGAUAUGUUUGACAUGUUUGGAGAUGGACCAUCGAAGGAGGAUGUCUCAAAAAAAGAUGGAGUCACCAGCUCAUCUGCAGAUGAUGCAGCCAGCAAAGACUCAAAUGGAGCAAAGUCAAAUCCCACCGCUGCCACCGUAUUUGACCCCGAAAAAACCUACUGGGAGUACAAAUGGGAAAACAAGGAUGAAGCAGAUAAAUUUGGACCUUAUGAAAGCCAACAAAUGCAGGAUUGGAAGGAUCAGGACUUCUUCGCCGAUGGUGUGUGGGUUCGGAAAGUUGGAUCAGAAGGGAACUUCUAUCAGUCCAAGAGAAUCGACUUUGAAUUGUACUUAUGAAUAUGGACAAGUAACUCACACAGGAUAUAUACCCCACUAGAGGUAUAGUUGAACCCCAAUUUGAUUUUUUUUUAUCUCAAUGGGGAUAGCAAUUAUAAUUAUCCCGACAGGGAAACCCGUUGGUGAUAUUCGGGGUUGUUUUCAUCUAGGAUCCUGAUUAGGUCCUUUAUUUUUGAACCAUUUUUUCUUUGCAAUGUCCACCCACAAGUGGUUGCAUAAAUUUCUUGUUUACAAUGUAUAAUACAUUGUAAACAAGAAAUUAGUGAGAAGUUUUAAAUUUUUUGACAGAUUUAGUUAUUAUAUAAUUUGUUUGGUUAAAUCUUAAUAGUUUUUGUUGCCCUCAUCCAACCAACGAAAAGGUGAUUUACUAAAAAAAAAGUUAUAUAACAAUUAUGAAUUCUCAAAUCAUUUGUAGACCGCCCAUCAAUAAGAUUUGCAGUAUUAAUGCCUCUUUGAUUUCGAAUGAUUUCAUUCAUUUCAAAAUAUUUGGACUGAUUAUGUUUUUACUGAAGUGCUUAUUUUAGGAACCAGUGAAGAGACCAACUGUCAUGACUGUAGUCAUGAAAACUGCUGUCUUGAAUUUGAGGGCACAAGACCAUUGGUUUUCUAGCUCAAAAUGUUUCCUAGACCAGAUAGGUUUUUAACAAGACCCAAACAGGUGUUUUAUUAAUUGUUUUUGAAAAAAAAUAUUUACUGGAAAUGCAUAGGCCUACAUGUAAAAACGCAAACUCUUAGUUUCCACAAAAACGCUUGCUUUUGAAGAUUGUAUGAUUUGACAAAACAUAAUCCUUUAUACAAAAUGUACAUACUCAGAAGAAUUAAACAAAAAUGAACUGGUAAAAUGUAUUUGUAGUAAAUAUUGGUUUAUUUACACUGGAAAUUUACAGAGUAAUACAAAACUAUAUCAAGAUUAAAACUAAAAAGUCAAAGUAAAACGUUUUCUUAAAUAACCAAAGCUUUCAACAAGUAGAGGUGUGUACAUCUGAUUUAGUAUGUUCGAAUCCCACCAAGUAGGUUUUGUUUCCAUGAGACUUGUAAAACACUAUGGUACAGUGCUUAUUGCUAAUCUAGGGCAACGGCAAAAAAUCAAAACAAAAUAUAGGCCUCCAUUAAAAGAAAUGCUUCACAAUGUAUUUCAACACAGAUCUCAUCAAG
Molecule: messenger RNA, 2348 nt
Organism: Asterias rubens (European starfish)
Lineage: Eukaryota; Metazoa; Echinodermata; Asteroidea; Forcipulatida; Asteriidae
Product: CD2 antigen cytoplasmic tail-binding protein 2-like
Exons: 4
Coding region: 99-1193 (364 amino acids)
Cellular component (GO): U5 snRNP
Molecular function (GO): protein binding
Source: RefSeq, a predicted model, not a curated record